Saccostrea echinata is the source of this 903-nucleotide messenger RNA. RefSeq names its product piggyBac transposable element-derived protein 4-like. Bases 1 to 903 code for a protein of 300 amino acids. NCBI's taxonomy places the organism in Eukaryota, Metazoa, Mollusca, Bivalvia, Ostreida, Ostreidae. The transcript has 5 exons. The record is from RefSeq and is a predicted model, not a curated record.
AUGCACUGGAGAGAUGCUAGUGAAGAGGAUACAGGGGCACCAGAUCUGAGAACUGUCACAUUUCAUCCAGAAAGACAACCUGGCAUUCAGCUCUUAAGAUAUGGCGCUAGGCAGUUCAGAGAACCAGUUGAUUUUUCAAAACUGUUUUUGACGGAGGCUUUGGUUUUUUCGAUCUAUGUGGCCACCAAUCAUCAUGCCGAAAUACUUAUAUCUAGAGGGGAAAGGUCAUCCUAUGCAAGUCAAGGGAAUUGGACUCCUCUCACUGUAGAGGAAUUGUACAGAUUUCUCGGAAUUAUUUUAUACAUGUCUGUGGUAAAGUUCCAGAUGCUAGAAAGGUAUAGGUCAACGCAGGCUCUCUAUCGGAACAACCCAGUGCCAGGAGAUAUGUCGAGAACUAGAUUUCAUGCCAUCUUAUCCUUCUUACAAGUAACACCUCCAGCUGAUAUCAACAAAGCUGAGAAGUUGACGCGUGUACAGUCAUUGGUUGACCAUGUUAAAGAAAAGUCAAAGGAAUUAUAUCAGCCACACAGGGAAAUAGCUGUAGAUGAGAGAAUGGAUUCAUCAAAACAUAAGUUCUCUGGUAGUCGUCAAUUUAUUAAUGACAAGCCUAUUCGCUUUGGUAUAAAGCUUUGGGUUGUAGCUUGUAACAUGUCUGUGUACACAUACGACUUCUUUGUUUACCUUGGUAAAAAGAACACCAUAUUUACUGAUCAUGCGAAAGCUCUUGGCAAAAAAUUGUUUGCAAGGAAACUUUACCUUGUUGGGGUACUGAAAUCAAACAGUUUAUCUAUACCUGAUGAACUUAGAGAUGUAAAAAAUUGGGAAAGAGUAGCAACACGUGGUGACUUAGAUGGCACAGAGUUGAUGAAUUUGUAUUUGUUCAGUGGAAAGACUGUAAAGUAG